GCGGUAGGUCGCUCCGCGCGGGCGGGGGGGAGGAGGCGGCGGGUGCCCAAUCCAAGAUGGCGGUGCAGGAAUCAGCUGCUCAGCUCUCAAUGACUUUGAAGGUGCAGGAGUAUCCUACUCUCAAGGUACCGUAUGAAACACUGAAUAAACGAUUUCGAGCUGCACAGAAAAACAUUGAUCGAGAGACUAGCCACGUUACUAUGGUUGUUGCAGAGCUGGAGAAGACAUUGAGCAGUUGUCCUGCUGUGGAUUCAGUUGUUAGUCUCCUUGAUGGAGUAGUUGAAAAGCUCAGUGUUCUGAAAAGAAAGGCUGUUGAAUCAAUCCAGGCUGAAGAUGAGAGUGCAAAGCUUUGUAAACGCAGGAUUGAGCACCUUAAAGAACAUAGCAGUGACCAACCAGCCGCUGCAAACAUGUGGAAGAAAAAACGUAUGGAUCGCAUGAUGGUGGAACAUCUCUUGCGCUGUGGCUACUAUAAUACAGCUGUAAAACUAGCCAGGCAGAGUGGCAUUGAGGAUCUGGUAAAUAUUGAGAUGUUCCUGACUGCUAAAGAAGUAGAAGAAUCUUUGGAAAGACAGGAAACCAUGACUUGUUUGGCUUGGUGUCAUGAUAACAAAUCCAGGCUCAGGAAAAUGAAGGGGCUCCAAAAUGAGAGUGAACCGAAGAUGGGAUGCAAAACUAAAUCGGCCAGUGAUUACUCUAAAGAAAAUGAUGAUGUUGUUAUGGAAACCAUUAAAGGAAAACCAGAAUUGAGCUGUCUGGAGUUCAGCCUAAGGAUUCAGGAGUUCAUUGAACUCAUUCGACAGAACAAGAGACUGGAUGCUGUGAGACAUGCAAGAAAGCAUUUCAGUCAGGCUGAAGGAAGUCAGUUGGAUGAGGUCCGACAAGUGAUGGGAAUGUUGGCCUUUCCUUCAGACACUCAUAUUUCCCCUUAUAAGGAUCUUUUGGACCCAGCACGAUGGAGAAUGCUGAUUCAGCAAUUUAGAUACGAUAACUACAGACUACAUCAGCUGGGAAACAAUUCUGUUUUUACUAUAACCCUCCAGGCAGGCCUUUCAGCUAUAAAAACACCACAGUGUUAUAAAGAGGAUGGCAGUUCAAAAAAUCCAGACUGCCCUGUGUGUAGCAAAUCCCUGAACAAGCUGGCUCAGCCUCUGCCUAUGGCACAUUGUGCCAACUCCCGACUAGUCUGCAAGAUUUCGGGGGAUGUAAUGAACGAAAAUAAUCCUCCCAUGAUGUUACCAAAUGGAUAUGUGUAUGGAUACAAUUCUCUGCUUUCUAUUCGUCAAGAUGACAAAGUAAUUUGCCCAAGAACCAAAGAAGUCUUCAGUUUCUCACAAGCUGAGAAAGUCUACAUUAUGUAGGUCCAUAACACACGUGAUGAAGUGCCGCUGGAAUUUUGACACGGUAUAUACUGGCAUACCCUGUCAAGGGGGGCCUUAAGGUGUGGCAAAGAAGCAAAAUCUGCCACUUUGGGGAUCAGACCUGUCGGUGGCAUUAUUGUUUCUUGCGACCAAAGAUCAAUGAGCAACAAUACACACUCUUAAAAAGAGAGGAAUUAUGACUUAAGUUUGUACUUGAAAAAGAAACAACACAUUUUGAUUGUUAGGGUUUUGUAACAUAAGGUCAAAAUUGGACUCUGCUCAAAAGUACUUUCAUCUUUUAAAGGAUAAUUUUCUUUAAAGAUGGACAUUUGCACUGGGGGAAAUGUUACAAUAGAUUUGAAAUUAAAUCCAUUUUCCUUCCCUCUGUUUUUCACAAUUGUCCAAGGCCCUCUUGUUAUCAAAAAUUUCAGUUAAUACAAGUUCUUUUAAGAUCCUCUUUUUUCCUUCUUUUUUUGAUCCUCUUGUGAAGUAAAAAUUCUGAAUAUAGGUCACUGUAACUUAUUUCUGUGGGAGGAUACAGAUGCUAUUGACA
Molecule: messenger RNA, 1914 nt
Organism: Gavialis gangeticus (Gharial)
Lineage: Eukaryota; Metazoa; Chordata; Crocodylia; Gavialidae
Gene: MAEA
Product: macrophage erythroblast attacher
Exons: 10
Coding region: 57-1361 (434 amino acids)
Biological process (GO): proteasome-mediated ubiquitin-dependent protein catabolic process
Cellular component (GO): cytoplasm; nucleus; GID complex
Molecular function (GO): ubiquitin protein ligase activity; protein binding
Source: RefSeq, a predicted model, not a curated record